UGACUCGCUUGGUCUCGCUUGCUUUCGAUUGGCGUUUUUGGCAAAGUGCCUCGCUCAAAGCGUUUCGACCGAGACUAUGCCAAACAGAGAUCGUUCAUCGUUUUUCGACGGGUCCAAAAUCUGAUCCGGGCCCGCGGCCUACCUCGCUUCGACGGCAACACUACCAGUGCCAAGGGUGCAAACUGGCUACCGAUUACUGAUAGUAUGCCAUGGAACCGACGAAGACUAUUCCACAAAUUUUCGUCCCCACAUUUUGUAUAAAAGGGACGCUGCACAUCAUUUAUCCUUAGCCCCCUCCUACAAUUCAUAGUUUCUAUCACUGAUCAUCGGAAAUAGGAGAUCAUGGAAACUCGCCCAAAGACGAUUUACCUUCCGGAUACCAUGACCGACUGGCCGUGGCCUCGCACGAUCAACCCUCAUUUCGAAGCUGUGAAAAUUGAAGCCGAUGCUUGGUUUCAUAGUUUCAAAGCUGUGGAUCCUGAAACAUUGGAAGCAUUCGACAAGUGUGAUGCAGCUUACCUAGUAGCACUGGCUCAUCCUACCGUGUCAAGAGAACAUCUUCGAGUUUGUUGCGAAGCAAUGGAUAUACAAUUAUUUGUGGACGAAGUCACCGAGAGAAGCACUGCAGCAGACGCCAACGGAAUAGUGGACAUCGGCGUGGAUGCCUUACACAAUCCUCAUAAGAUACGACCAGAGGGUGAACACAUCAUGGGAGAAAUGAUGCGACAAUGUUCGGCUCGUGCGAUGCAGACCAUAAGCAUGACUUGUCAGCCCCGCUUCGUUGAUAGCUUUACGACAUACCUUCGUGCAGUAGCUGUCGAGGUUAUCGACCGCGAACAAAGACACUGUCGCAGUAUCGAUGACCAUUUCAAGCACCGACGGGAAUCAUCUGGUAUAUUACCUUGGCUCAUACUAUGUGGAAUGGAAAUAGAUCUUCCUGAUGAGGUGUUCUACCAUCCUGCCAUCGUGGAUAUGGUUGAAUGCGCCGCAGAUUUGGUUACAAUUGACAAUGAUAUAUUCUCGUACAAUAGAGAACAAGCAAGCGGGAACGAAUACAAUUCACUGAUAACUGUUGUCAUUCUAGAACUUGGCCUCGACAUAGGCGGUGCGAUGGGUUGGGCAGCCGCCUAUCACACUAAACUCAAGAAAAGAUUUAUCGACGGUUUUGCGAAGAUCCCUUCAUGGGGUCCUUCCACCGAUAGCCUAGUCAAGGAGUACCUUGAUGGACUAGGAAUGUGGGUGCGAGCAAGUUAUAUUUGGAGUUUCGACGUUCAAAGGUACUUUGGCACAAUGAGUGCGGAGAUCCAGGAAACUAGGCUCGUCCCAUUAUUGCCAAAGGUCCAUUGCAAAGCCAGCAUCCGCGGCGGCGAAGACCACACUGAUACCCGCUACAGUCAGUAGCGGGGUCUUUGUAUUGUUUCAAGCCCUAUUCGUCUACAUGCUUCUAUGUUGUCUCAUUGCGUUGUCUCUCCUUUAAUUUGUUAUUGUUGGGAACCAAC
Molecule: messenger RNA, 1499 nt
Organism: Suillus subalutaceus
Lineage: Eukaryota; Fungi; Basidiomycota; Agaricomycetes; Boletales; Suillaceae
Product: terpenoid synthase
Exons: 6
Coding region: 343-1401 (352 amino acids)
Source: RefSeq, a predicted model, not a curated record